Messenger RNA from Aedes albopictus (Asian tiger mosquito), 1755 nucleotides. RefSeq lists its product as uncharacterized. Gene Ontology annotation, cellular component: nucleus. NCBI's taxonomy places the organism in Eukaryota, Metazoa, Arthropoda, Insecta, Diptera, Culicidae. The coding region runs from base 186 to 1097 and encodes 303 amino acids. Gene Ontology annotation, molecular function: mRNA binding. The record is from RefSeq and is a predicted model, not a curated record. The transcript is spliced from 5 exons.
GUCAUUUUGAGAGUGCUUGUGCGGGCCGCGCUUCUUUCGCCGGGAUCAAGCAAAAAUAAAACAUCAAGCAAAAAUCCGCUUCUAAUUCGGCAUUUAUAGUCGCUUUCUUCACGAUUGGCACAAUAUCCGGUUCGUUUCGGAGUCCUGCAGCUGCUUCCAUUGGUAUCGAGUGACAAAAACGAGGAAUGCUGCCGCGCAAUAAAAUCUUCGUCGGCAGCUUGCCGCCGUCGACGAAACCGGAAGAGGUCCGGCGCCUGUUCGAGAACUACGGUGUCGUGACGGAGUGCGACGUGAUGAAUCGGUGCGCCUUCGUGCACAUGCAAACCCCGGACAUGAUGGACAAUGCGAUCCAAGCGCUGCACAACAGCAACUUCAAGGGAGUGACCAUCAAUGUGGAAAGGGGAAGGACCAAGGACCGUGCGCCGGGUAGCGGUGGGGACGGCAGGGAUUCCGGUGGCCGUGGUGGAUUCCGCGGCGGAAGAGGAGGAUUCAACCAGCAAAGCAGAUCGAGUUACGAUGAUGGUGACCGUUCGGGUGGUCCGAUGAGAAACAACCGAGGCAACAUGCGCAAUCAACCGUACGGUUCCGGCGGUGGAGGUGGAGCCGGUCGUGGUGGAAGCUUUGACGGCCAGAGCCAAGGAGGCGGCUUCCGUGGUGGUCGCGGUGGCGGUCGUGGCGAUUUCAGUGACCGCGGAAGCGGCGGACGGGGAGCAGGUGGCCACAACAACUCCGGUGGUUCCGGGGGUAGCCGCUUCUCCGGAGGUCAGCAGAGUGAGGACCGACGUGGUUUUGCGCUGCCCAACGAGAGUGCAGAUAGAUUCAGUGGGGCCCGUUCCGGAGGGCUCGCCAUGAGCUCCUUCAAGGAUCCGUUUGUACGCAGAAGCAUAGGAGACACUCCGGCGGGACCAUCAGCACCCUAUGUCAACAGAGGAAUUUACAGCCAAGGUAACAAUGCGGUGGUAGCUCAAGCAACGGCCAAUUAUAACCAGGCCUUUCCUCCGCUGGGAAGCGACGAGUCUCGCAAUGUAAGCCGUGGACCGCCACCGGCAGCCCAGCCACCGCAGCAGCAGCAGCAACAACGAUGGAUGCAGCAGUAAUCGCGGCCAACCGCUCCCACCUCUCAAGCACACACACACACCCAUCCAUCCACCUUCACGAAUCCGCUGUGUGCCUGUACCCUUUUUGCUGCAAUGAGGUAAAUCUAUCUCCAGAAGAGCGCCGCCACCAUUAUUGAUCCGAAAGCUGCUGGUUUUCGUUCCGGCUCGAACCCACUGAUGCAUAUUACCUAUGUAGCUAUUAUUACACUUACUUUUAGUUGUAUCAUUGUUUCCGUUCCGCCGGUCGGUCGGCCAACUCCCCGGGAGUUGUACGACGACCCAUCUUCUAACGCCAAACCACCUCACAAGAAUCUGCCUUCUUCGCUGAUGGUGCAGAACACGACGACAAACAACAAACUAUAAACCUAGUACAUUUCUGGCUAAAGUAGACUUUUCGUAGUUUUAAGUUCGAGCAUCACCGAUGCUUAGCAUAUAGUUUUUUUUUCGUUUUAUUAAAGAUGAUAUAAAAGUAUUCGUAAGAGAUACCGGAAAUCGCCAGGCUCUUCUGCUCCUGCAUCGUACCGAACCCACUACAUACAACAGUUGGUUUGGCGCAAGCGAGAAUGUAGCUUUUUGCAAGUGUGUCAAAUCAACAGAAUACCGUUUACAUACUUAUAAAAGAACAGAACUAUUUAAAUAUAAUCGAUUCAACUCUCUA